This is a messenger RNA of Armigeres subalbatus, 3309 nucleotides long. RefSeq lists its product as uncharacterized. NCBI's taxonomy places the organism in Eukaryota, Metazoa, Arthropoda, Insecta, Diptera, Culicidae. Gene Ontology annotation, molecular function: zinc ion binding; nucleic acid binding. The record is from RefSeq and is a predicted model, not a curated record.
AUGAAGAUUGGUCCAAAUGUGAUUCUGGCCGACGGAAAAGUUACUCAAACGGCUGGAUGUGGGGAGGGAACAGUGCAUAGUGUUGACGGAGAAGGAUUCACGGUCGUUUUCCGAGUGGAUGGCUGUGUUGUCCAGAACGCAGCUGGUAAGGUGGUAGUCGUCGGUGAUCGGUCUGGCUGCCUGUAUCGCUUGAAGUUAGCGGAGACGUCAAAUCGAAUUCAAGGUAAGGUACACCAUCUAAAUUGUCAGCAUCAGUGGCACCGGCGUUUUGGGCAUUGGGAUCCCACUGUGAUUACGAGAAUCAACAAUGAGAACCUGGGCGUGGGUAUGAAUUUGAGUGACUGUGGGAUCCGUGAAACAUGUGAACCGUGCCUAGAAGGAAAAUCAUCCCGAAAUCCGAUCCCCAAGGUAGCGGAGCGGAAGUCCACGAAGGUUCUGGAUCUGAUCCACACAGACCUGUGCGAACCAAUGAGAACGUCAACGCCUGGAGGAAAAAGGUUUCUGAUGACUAUGAUAGACGACUAUAGUCGCUUUACAGUCGUUUAUUUGUUGGAAAAGAAAUCAGAUGCGGUACAGCGAAUCAAGGAGUAUGUUCGCUAUGUGGAAAAUCUUUUUGAUCGAAAGCCAAGAAAUGGCGUAGCAGAGAGGAAGAAUCGUUCUUUGCAGGAGAUGGCAACAACGAUGCUACUAGACGCCGGUGUCGCCAAACGGUAUUGGGGCGAAGCAGUACUUACCGCUGCAUACCUACAGAAUAGGUUACCGUCACGAUCUGUUGAUACUACUCCGUACCAAAAGUGGUGUGGCCGGAAACCAGAGCUGGGACAUCUCAAGGUGUACGGGUGUCCGGCGUACGUUCACAUCCCGGACGUGAAACGAGGAAAAUUUGAAAAGAAGGCACUGAAAUUGAGAUUCAUCGGAUAUGCGGAUGAACAUAAAGGGUAUAGGUUUGUCGAUACCGAGACCAACAGAGUAACGAUAAGUCGCGAUGCCAGAUUCCUGGAGAUGAAUAAUGGGUCCAACCAGGAAGAGAAGAGCGAAGAUUCUGCGAACAGUGACGAAGAGUGGUGCUUUGUCCCGAAGCUGAGGCCAGCGCAACAAACUGAAGAAGAACUACCUGAUGAACAAUACAAGUUUCCCCGUGUGGGGAAUAUCUCUAGUGGAGGCAGAGAAAAAAAUAUGGUAAUUGAGAGACUAGAUGAAGGUAAAAAUCUUCACGGAGUGUCGCCAGUGCUAGUGGACAAAACUAUUCAGGGCUACUGUGGAACAGUGGCAUCAGUAAAAAGACUAAAGAUGGCAAAAUUUUGUCACAGUAAAAAUGAAAGCCAAGCUAAAAACUUGACUAAAAUUGAAAAAAUUGCCGAGGGAAUAACAGUGAAAGUGUAUGAGCACAGAUCGUUAAACUCGUGCAAAGUAGUAAUUUUCUGUCGCGAUUUGAAAAAUGAUACGGACGCUACAAUUCUUGAGACCGUUGCCCAACAAGUGAUUAUAGAAGUGAAGCAAAUGACCAAAGGCCCGAUCGACAAUAAAUCUCCCACCGGAAUUUUUGUGCUUGUUGUUAAAGGAACCGUCCCACCGAAAGAAGUGAAAAUUGGCUACCUAGUGUUACAAACGCGGCCAUGGUAUCCAAAUCCAUUACGCUGCUUCAAGUGUCUUAAGUUUGGACAUACAAGCAAGGACUGCAAAAGUGACAAAAAGUGUAGUAAGUGUGGUGAAGAAUUUCACGAAGAAUGUAACAAUGCAAUGAAAUGUGUCAAUUGCUUCGGUGAACAUGGCGCUUUCUCCAAAGGAUGCCCAAUCCUGGAGAAAGAAAAAAUGAUAACGAAAAUGAAAGUGGACAGGAACGUAUCAUUCUGGGAAGCAAGAAACAUAGUCGAAGCUGAGGGUAAAACAACAUAUUCUAAUAUGUUGAAAUCUUCUAUCGAUGGUGAAGUAAAAAAGCUUAUUGAAGAGAACCAAGCAUUAGUAUCAAAGAUCAACGAGUUAAAGGAAGAAAGAAAAACAUACGCAGAAAACCUAAAAACUGAGAUGAAAAAGCAAUUCGAAUCAAAGUUAAACCAGUACAAAGAAGAAUUAAGAAGUUCCGUUAUGGAAACGAAAAAAAAAGUGAAUCAAAUGGAAAAAAAUUACCAAGAAAUGCAGGAAAAGUGUGAUCAACUACUGACUGGAUACAAGGAAGAAAAACAAAGAAGAAAGUUAGCGGAAAAGGAGAUUGAAAAGCUUCAAGAAAACUGCAGUAAAUCCCCUCCAAGGAAGAAGAAAGGAGUUAGCAAAAUGCAACCAUGCGAAGUGGACGACUAUGUCAACUCAGAAGCAGAACAAUCCGAUAAUUCUACCAACCAAGAUGAAGAUAUGGGGUCCUGAAGUCGAAAUCACAUCCAAUGAGACCAUAAACAACACUAAAUACUCAAUAGUACACCGUAAUCACACCAAAAACAACCUCAAACAUAGCACAACCUACACAUAACCUGACAAAUAGAGAAAAUUGUAUGGUCUCUUGGAAUGUACGGGGACUACGGAGAAGAAGAACUGAAUUAAAAUUGUUAAUGAAUACAACCAACCCCCAAGUGGUAUGCCUUCAAGAAACAAUGUGUAAAAACGAUUAUCAAUCUUGCAUAAGUAAGUAUAAAACAUACCAUCGACCAAGACCAGAUGGUGCGAGGUCAGCAGGCGGGGUAAUAACAGCAGUAAAAGAAGACAUCGAUAGUGAAUCCAUUGAUAUAAACACAAGCUUAGAAGCAGUUGCUGUAAAAGUAGGCGCACCGAUCAAUGCGAAUAUACUGAAUAUAUAUCUACCUCCCGGAAAACGGAUUCAAAAGAAUGAGAUCUUGGAUCUGCUGUCUCAGAUCUCUAAGCCUUUCAUAUUGGUAGGAGACCUCAAUGCACAUCAUCCACUUUGGGGAUCCAGCGAAAUCAGUCAGCGAGGCAAAAUCAUAGAGUCAGUUAUUGACGAAGAAAACCUCGUACUUCUCAACAAUGGUGAAAAUACUUAUGUAAACAGCAAUACAGGAAUGGGAUCAUGCAUCGACAUCUGCUGUUGCUCAGACCAAUUAGCAGGCUCCCUAGAGCUAACAGUCUCUAAUGACUCCCAUGGAAGUGACCACAUUCCACUAAUCUUAUCAAUGCCAUACAUAUUACAGGAAAAAGAAUGCCUACCAAAGUGGAAAAUCGAAGAAGCCGACUGGGAGAAAUACAGAAACACUAUCGAAAUCUCCUGCAGAGAUGACGUAACCGAGCAGAUAGAAUUGAUAACAAGACAGAUAAUAAAAGCAGCCGAACAAUCAAUUCCAAAAACGAAAGGGAUUGUCAGGG